Messenger RNA from Lolium rigidum, 471 nucleotides. RefSeq names its product probable ubiquitin-like-specific protease 2A. Gene Ontology annotation, biological process: proteolysis. Gene Ontology annotation, molecular function: cysteine-type peptidase activity. The annotation marks the transcript as partial. The transcript has 4 exons. The record is from RefSeq and is a predicted model, not a curated record. NCBI's taxonomy places the organism in Eukaryota, Viridiplantae, Streptophyta, Magnoliopsida, Poales, Poaceae.
CCCCCGAAGAAAAGGUUAAUCCCCCAAAGAAGGAAGGAAACAAAUAAAGACAAGUUGGACACUAAAAUUUUUGAAUUGUGCAUGGAGGACGUUUGGACAUGCAUAGAUCCGGAAAAGAAGAGUGAUUAUGCAUAUUUUGAUUCAUUGUGGUUUAAUACCUACACGAAGGAGAAUGAUAAAUCGAAUGUCCUCAGAUGGAUAAAAGCUAAGAAAAUAUUCUCAAGGCGAUAUGUAUUUGUCCCUAUCGUUUGUUGGGGUCACUGGAACCUCCUUGUGUUGUGCAAUUUUGGUGAGACAGACUACUUAGGUACUGAAAAGGGGCCACGUAUGCUGCUCUUGGAUUCACUUAAAACGGACAAUCUGACGUGGCUGCGAACAUCCAUCAACAGAUUUGUUGUUGAUAUUUUAAAAAAUGAAGAGCGGGAAGAGUUAGAGCAGUUCGUAAGUCAAGUCGAGCUCGAGUUUCCUGAG